AUGGGUUCGGCGGCAACAAUGGCGAUGACGGCACUCUAUUUCACCAAAUCAACCAAACUCACUUCUUCCUUCCGCACUCUCCCUCGCCUCACCUGCUCUUCCCUCCCCUCUUCUCCUCUCAAAUUCAACAUCUCCUUCUCUCCCUCCAACCCUAAACCUAAACCCGACCCUAAACUCGAUAACCCGAACCAUUUCCCCGACGACGGUGACACCAUCCCUUGGAAUGUUCGAGGCGAAGAUGCAAACUUCAAACUCUCGUCUGAAUCUCCUCCAACCUUUCUCAAAGCCAUGGCCAAUGCCUCAACAGGUACCAAAAAAUCAGAGAAGAACCAAACUGUGAAAGCCAAGAAGAAAAAUGAAAAGGAAACUAAGGUCCGUGAGGUGGCGCCGCCGCAGUAUUCCAAAGCGGCAAGGAGAUUCUACAAUGAAAAAUUUAAGGACUCCGGUACGCGUCUCAGCAAGGUUCUCGCUGCUUCUGGAGUUGCGUCCAGAAGAAGCUGUGAAGAGCUUAUUUUUGAAGGCAAGGUUACAGUUAACGGUUCCGUCUGUAAUACACCUCAGACUAAAGUGGAUCCCUCAAAGGAUAUUAUCUAUGUCAAUGGGAGCCGCCUUCCUAAGAGGCAGCCUCACAAAGUUUAUCUUGCCUUGAACAAGCCAAAAGGGUACAUAUGCUCAUCUGGGGAAAAGGAAUCUAAAUCUGUUAUUAGUCUAUUUGAUGAUUUUUUGAGCACUUGGGAUAAGAAGCAUUCAGGAGUACCCCCACCACGACUAUUUACUGUAGGGCGCCUUGAUGUUGCUACUACUGGGUUACUUAUUGUGACUAAUGAUGGAGAUUUUGCUCAAAAACUUUCACAUCCGUCAUCUAAUUUUUCAAAAGAAUACAUUGCAACAGUUAAUGGUCUAGUUCAUAAGAGGCAUUUAACGGCCAUAAGUGAGGGAACAACAAUUGAGGGUGUCCGUUGUGUACCCGAUAGUGUGGAGUUACUUCCACGUAUGCCAGAUACGCAAAGAUCUCGACUUCGUAUUGUGGUUCAUGAUGGAAGGAAGCAUGAAGUUCGCGAACUUGUUAAAAAUGCUGGACUUGAGAUUAAUUCAUUAAAGCGAAUUCGCAUAGCUGGUUUUAGACUUCCACCAGACCUUGGGCUAGGGAAGUACAUUGAGCUAAAACCUACGAAUUUGAAAGCAUUGGGAGGAAAUGCUACGAAUCUGAAAGCAUUGGGAGGAAAACCUACGAAUUUGAAAGCAUUGGGAGGAAAAGCUACGAAUCUUAAAGCAUUGGGAGGAAAACCUACGAAUUUGAAAGCAUUGGGAGGAAAAGCUACGAAUCUGAAAGCAUUGGGAGGAAAAGUUAACAAAGUUAACUCAUAA
Molecule: messenger RNA, 1368 nt
Organism: Vicia faba (fava bean)
Lineage: Eukaryota; Viridiplantae; Streptophyta; Magnoliopsida; Fabales; Fabaceae
Source: the annotation of a GenBank genome assembly